UGCCAGAUCUAGGCUAUUGAUGGAUAUUCUCACAGCAUACUUUGAAGGAUUAACUAAAGAAAUAACCAAUGCUUCCAGAGCUGAUAAAAUAAUCUUAAGAUCUCAGAGCUGGCAUGCUAUUUGCACCUGUCAGCGUUGCUUGUGACUGCCUCUGGCUUCCCAAAUCAUCCUGAAAACAACAUUUCACUUAUAAUAUUUCCCCUCUAUGUGUGUGGAAAAAGUCCAGCAGAUGUGAUGAUGAGUAUAAGCUUUCUGUAAUGAGGAAAGAACACAGAACGUAAUAGCAUUUUUUAAAGAAAGUAGUGAAUAAAUAAAAAGAUAUGCAGUAACAUGUUAAACCCAGACCAUACUGGGGGAAAAAAAAGUCACCAUUACAUCCCAGCGUUACAGAGUUAAUUACUAUAGUGAGGAUGAUUACAAAAGUGGUAGUAAGUCUGUCUACAAAAGUAGACAGAAAUGCUGAGUUGCAGCCUGAAGCAGUGAUAGAGCACCUAGUAGGAAGGCAGGGCCAGACUAGGGGAGCUCAGGUGCAUGCAAUGUAUCUGGGUAAUGGAAAGGGUGGAGCCAGGAUCCACCCCUCCCCAGCCCUCAUUUAAGGGUUGGCAGGGGGCGGGGGGGGUGUUUUGCUGGAGGUCCCUGUGUAACAAGCCUUUUGAAGGUAAGUUCUUUCCUUUAUUUUUGUGCUGCUGUAUUUGCACGAGUUGUUGCUUGCUGCAGUGUGGGAUUUUGCUGCGUUGCUGUUACUGCUGCCCUUUCCAUCGUGUUAGUGUUAAAUGUGGGGGAGAGUAGUCAUUCUUGCAAUUUGGAACUGUUCUGUGCUAUUUGUCGCUAGUGAUAACAGUAUGUGGACUGAAGAAGUACUUUAUUUUUUAAAUGCAGUGAAGUUCAAACUUGUGCUCAAUAGCAUGGUGGUACUGAUUUUUGUUUGUAUUGUAUGUCUACUAGUGCCUGGUUUUAAAGGUUCAAAUGGGAGUAAGGUUCAGGACCAGGAAAUCAAAAGGUUUAUUUUUCAAUAGCAGUUGUAUGUGUAAGCCCUUCAGUUUCUGUUGGGGGUAGAAAAAAAAACCCACACAAUAAUAACUGUAUGUUGAAAGAGAACAGUUAUUUAUUUCCCCAUACCUAAAUUUGUAGAGUGCCAGAAUAGGCAUGAUACAACAGUGUUGUGAUUUCAGGGCACACAAAGCACUAUCUGUUUUAUGUACCAUGAAAUGUGGAACACGCACAUGUAAAGGCACUUGUCCCAGUCCAUGAAACAAAUGCUGCAUGCCACCAGCUUGAAUGCGCUUGAACUGCGAGUACUGACAUCAGAGCUGAAAGAGUAAUCUGCUUGUCCUAAUCCUUGGCCCUCUGCUCUGCCCUUAAAGCAACAUGCCUCAUGACAUCCAGAUUUUACUUUGCAAUGUGGAAAGUGAUUUUUUCAUCUCUAGGAACACCAGAGAUCUCAGAGUGUACAAACACCAAAAUACUGGUAAAUCUCUCCAGGCUUUUCCACACCUGCUCACCUCAACUGCUAGGAAUGGUGCAAGUACAUGCUUCUCUCUUUCUUCUCUGUCACUUUGCUGAAAGUUACACUGAAAAAGUAUUCAUAAAUUUGACUGUUAUAGAAUAGCAAUAGCAGUAGAAGUCACAUACAAAUAUCCAUAUUAUUCAUUGAUGAGGAGGGGGGGGAAAAAAAGCCCCAUUUCCCGAACCAGUAUGAGUUGAAAGAAUAUGCAAAUUCGCUGUACUUCACAGGAAGCAUAGGAUAGAGGGCUCAGGAAGACAGAUGUGAUGAUUUCACAACUGAGAGAACAGUAGGAUGUGUUUGUUACCACAGCAGGCCCUGAUGUGGAUGCAGAGCUCAAGCUAAUUGCAUGCUCCUAAAGAUUGCUGUUUAUCUGGAGACUGAUUUAAAGCCUGAUGAAAGCAAUGGCUAUCUACUCUGUUGUUAUGAAAUAGUCUGCCUUAAUUUUGAAUCCUUCUAAUGAUUGCUUCUUCCUUUUGUUAUUCUAAAGCUAACGUUUUGUAGUUUUGCACAAAUGCUAACACUUAAAGAUGACUAAAUAUAUUUUUUUCAGUGGAAAGAGUAAGCAGGGAGCUGCAUUGUACUGGUUCUAAUGUCAUACACAGGUGUUAAAAGUUUUCAUGAAGGACACAAUGCCAACCUGUCACCUUCCCUUCUACAAACCUGAAUCCCUUUUGUUACACAGAAUAUUUUACAGUUUUCUCAUAUGCUUUAAUUUUUGUGCCUGGUUUCUCAGUAGGUUCUUUGUGUUUGUUUUGAACUGUGUAUGUCAUUUCCAAAGGAGACAAGUGAUACUUUCAUAGUUUUCAUCUUAGCUCAGCUGAGUGUGUAAGAGAAAACUGUAUAACUCCUCAACUACACUCAGUACAUGACAAAGUACUUGACAACAUUUGAGGUAAGUACAUAAGAAAUUGAAUGUUAAUACAGCUCAGUUUCUUCAAAUUAAAUGAAUGGGUGUAUAAAUAUUUACAGAUAAAUGGGAGUUACUCCUUGGAAGCCCCCAAAAAACAAAUUCCAGAUUAGGUGUUUUUUCAGAUCUGUUUUCCAGCCCUCCAGGCAGCUGUAUGAAUCUAGCACCUCAUCCCUUCUCCAAACUUUCUGGCUGCCCACCCUUUCUCAUUCUCAGUAAUUUUUGGUGAUGAUUUUUCCUCCUCUCUGACACAUUCUUUCAUUUUCUGGCCUUUGAGUGCUUUCUCUGGCAUGAAAACCUAUUGUGGACAUUUGAAUUCAUGUUCAUAUACAAUAUUCAUAAUUCAUAUUAAUGUACGUUAGCUCACUCAGUCCCCAGGAGGGAAUGUCUGAGAGGACACUGAAGAUGACAAGAAGCAGGUUGUUGUAAUAGAAGGCUAUAAGCCUCAUAACUCAUCGCUAAUCAUUGCAAAACCCCUGCCUCAAAGCAGGGAUCUGCAGUACCUGGGUUAAUGUGGACAACAUUAUGUGAAUAGUUAAGAAUGAUACGGAGAAUCCUCUACUGUCCAGAUGUCCUUUCCUACUGAAACACUGUGUAGUCAGAAAUUUGACUGAAAUCUGUCCAAACCUUUCUGUUUGGCUUAUUAAAUGAUUUGUAGACUUUUCUCAUCUGACUAGUGGAUUAUUUGCUAUGAAAACUUUUUUUAACAGCUUUUACAGAGAGGAUGACUCUUGCUGUUACGAGCUCCAUCUAUUCCAUCCAGAGUUGCUCAGAGCUGGAGUUGGACCGUGACCCUCCUGUGGCUCAUGCUCUGCUUAUUACCUCCCAUUCUAGUCCGCUAGUAUUCCAGGCACAGUCACAUGUGAGGGGGACCGGUUUUCCUUUAGUCUGCAUCCGUGUAUGCAACAGACUCAAGACGUUUAGUUCUGUGAGAACAAGUCUUGACUCAAACAGAUCAACCAAGUGCUAUGUUACUUUGGCCAUGCUGUCACAUUCGGAUGCCUUUCAUGUACCCCAAAACUCUUACCAAUCUUGCUGCUUUGCUCUGUUAUGUCCAUUUUUACUUGCCUUCCGUAUAUAACAAUUGGGUAACACAUCCCACUUAAUCGCCCUGUGCUCAUUGGCCUCAUGCUACUGACUGAUGAGUGGUACACUGUAUUCAUUAGAUUAUGGUACUGAUGCUUGUGCAUGUAAACAUACUUAAGUUGAAGACUUUAUGAUCUGGUUUCCCUGCUGUCUGGCCUUGAGCUUUCAUUUCUUAUGAUGCAUUGAUCUUUCAACCCAGCGUGACCAUAAAAACUGGGGAACUGCUAGGUAAUUGCUUGGGUAUACUGGUGAAGAAUCAGGAAUUUACUCUGUGGAUCCUUCAGGAAGAAGUCUUUCAGAGUGCUGAGAUGUAAAACUGUUGUCUUCAAAAAAAAUAAACGUUUUGUUCACGACAGAAACUGAAGGAAGAUAAUUACCUGUGUGACGAAUGGCUGGAAGUCUAUUCAGCAGUCCUGGUGAAGUGCUCUGAUAUGCAUGGGUAGAAUGUCCUCAGGCAAAUGAUUUAAAUCGGGAGUGAAAAGCAUGGCAGAUGAGCAAGAGAUCAUGUGCAAACUCGAGAGCAUCAAGGAGAUCAGAAAUAAGACUUUGCAGAUGGAAAAAAUAAAGGCACGUCUAAAAGCUGAGUUUGAAGCCCUGGAGUCUGAGGAGAGGCACCUGAAAGAAUACAAACAAGAAAUGGACCUGCUGCUGCAAGAGAAGAUGGCGCAUGUGGAGGAGCUGCGUCUGAUCCACGCGGAUAUUAAUGUGAUGGAGAAUACUAUCAAGCAGUCUGAGAAUGAUCUCAAUAAACUCUUGGAAUCUACUCGUCGCCUGCAUGAGGAGUACAAACCCCUAAAGGAGCAUGUAGAUGCUCUGCGAAUGACACUGGGCUUGCAGAGGCUGCCAGACUUGUGUGAGGAAGAGGAGAAACUGUCCCUUGACUACUUUGAAAAGCAGAAAGCUGAAUGGCAGACAGAACCACAGGAGCCUCCCAUCCCAGAGUCUCUGGCUGCAGCUGCAGCAGCUGCCCAACAGCUGCAAGUGGCUAGGAAGCAAGAUACCAGACAGACAGCAACGUUUAGACAACAGCCACCUCCAAUGAAGGCCUGUUUAUCCUGUCACCAGCAAAUUCAUCGGAAUGCACCAAUAUGUCCACUCUGCAAGGCAAAAAGCCGAUCUCGGAAUCCCAAAAAGCCCAAAAGGAAACAGGAUGAAUGAAACGCAGAAAACUGCUGAGCAAAGUGUGACCUUUUCCAAUACCAUUCCGGUAGAACUGUAAAUGUGGCCAGACUUUACUGAAGUACAGACUCAAGUACGACCAACUCAUUGUUUUCUAUCAAUGCAAUGUAAGCACAAUGUUUCUGUUCUGUUUUGAUUUUGUUCUAGCCCUUAGGAUGUUUUAGGAAAAUAAGUAUUAAUGGUGCUACAGUUUAAUGUUUCGAUCAUUCCAUUUUUUGGAUUCCUAAGCAAUAUAGAAUUCUUAUGUGAAUAUCCUAGACAUCAGGCUAUGAUUGUUGGCCAAAUGCAAUUACUACAGAUACUUUCUUGUCCUGUUUUUCAUAGUCAUAGAAUGGCUUGGAUUGGAAGGCACUUAAAGGAUCACGAAGCUCUAACCCCCCCACCUCUGCUGCAUGCAGGGCCAACAACCCUCCCCAUUUAAUACCAGACCAGGCUGCCCAGGACCCCAUCCAACCUGGCCUUGAGCACCUCCAGGGAUGGGGCAUCCACAGCCUCUCUGGGCAGCUGUUCCAGCACCUCACCACCCUCAUAGUAAAGAACUUCCCCCUGACAUCCAACCUAAAUCUUCCCUCCAUCAACUUAAAACCAUUUCCCCUUGUCCUGCUAUUAUCUACCCACUCAAAGAGUUGACUUUUAAAUUAGAUGUCACCAAAAGAUCAUUAAUUUUUCUCCUGAUAACAGGAGACCAUUUGAAAUGCAGAAAAAAUGGUUGGUUUCUUUUACUAAAGAACAAAUUGUUUUCCAAGCUAGUAAAAUUGCAUAGCCUCGGGUAUCAAAUGUUGUAAGUUUUUUUUUCCUUUUCCUUCUUUAAUUCAGGGGAAAAAAUGUUUAUACAAGAAAUCAGUGCAUUAAGGACACAAGUGAAUUUCGAUUUACUGAGUUUGACUGUACUUUCAGUCAAAUUUGGCUUAAGGUUUGGAAAAGGGAUCCAGUUAUAGGCUGUGUAUGAAUUACUGAAAAUGACAAGGUGUUAAAGCAUUGCAUGGAAUAAGGUGGUAUUACUUUAGCAGUCAGAAAACUGACUGAAAUGGGUACACUAGUGGUCCUUCUAGGAUCUGAGGUAAAUCCAAUGUGUCCACAGGCUGCAACAGUAGCCAUUCUGCACAGCUCUUGUUUCUGGAUUCUACAGCAAAAAUCUCCUUUGUCAGGCAUAUCCUUGGCUGGAUUACAGGGAAGUUCAGUAACGCGUACCAGGAGCAGUGCCAACUUAAAUCAUGCAGUUCAUCAGAACUGUUGUUUUUGGUUUUUUUUUUUUCCCUAACCAAAACUUUGUAUUGUUACCUCUUUCAAUAAGCCAUUUUGAAAUUAGUUUUAUUUCAGUCUGUUUUCUACUUUCUCUGCAUGUGUACCAGAAGAAUGCUGACUGCAGGUUCCUGCAGACCCCUCCCUGUAUCUGUUUCAUCUCCAGUAACUGUUUCUCCCACUGGGAGCAUGGUAAUGACCCAGCUAUGGAGCUGGGACUUCUGUUUUACCUUCCUAAUUCUAGUUUUGUCACCAACAUGGUUGUUCAUUGGUACUGUAUAUUAUUUUCACUAACUUCAGGAGACUUUUUUUUUUUUAGCACAAGUUUUCUUCUACUACUAUAUUAGUAUGGUGAUACUGGGAAAUUUGCUUGUUGAAGAAGAACAGUGAAGCCCUGUAGUCAAUGGUCAGAACUGUACCAUAUGGUGGGGUCUGUAUAAAUUCACAGAAAAUUAUUUUGCUGGCCAAGUCUCAUAUGUUGCCAUUCAUUUCCAAACUCUGCCAUGAAGUACACAAAUAUUUUACUGAACUGUAACUUAUAUACUAUAACCUCCUAUAAGUUAUGCCAAGAUCAAUCAGUUCUCUCACAUUUUAAUGUUUCAUAACCAAAUAAACAUCUGUAAGCAGGGCAGACAGAAUGUGGACAUUGAAAAGAUGUCAGGAAUGAGUUCUGUAACCUCUGUUACCCGGAGUUGUUCUCUGGGAGUUAGUGAUAAAGGAGGAUGGCAUAACCUCAUGUUUUCUUUACCACACAGCAGUAGUGCCCCAACUCUCUAUCUUCAUGCAUAUUUCCUAACAUAAAUUGUGUUCUGGUUUUAAAUGCCAGAGAGACUGUAUGCUGUGUACCCUGCUCAGAGCAAUUCCUGCUUAAUUUAAAGGAAGAUAUACCCAGGGUUUAAGACUAGCAUAUGGAUUCCUUCAGUCUGCAUGCAUUAAAACAGCAUACUUUUUGUGAUAGAUAUUGUUAAAUUUAAGAACUAAUUGGAGAAUGAGUGAAUGGCUUGCAGUGAAGUAGUGUAUGUGUGUAUAGAAGUGUAGACUUUUAGGACAGAUUUACAGUCCUGAAAUAGAUGGGGGUUAGUCCUAGCUGUUCUUAUUUCACUGUUGCUAUGCCAAGUUCUUUAUUUCUUGGGGAUCUCUAGAGUUCUAGACUGAAGCAUGCUUAAGGAUGCACCAUCUCCUAAUUUUGUAUGACAGUUUAGUAUUAUUGCUUUUGUUUUAAACUUGUCUCUUGUGCCCUUGUGUUUGACAAGGUUUUUUUAUUUUAAAAAAGAAAAAUGUGUAUGACAUACUGUAUUUCUAUUAAUCACAUUAUUGUUUACAAAUCUGUUUGCACAUCUUUCCUGAAGUUCAGUCGUAUGACUAGUGAGUUUUUGUUGAGAAAGUCAAACUCUUCCAAUGAGACAAAAAUCCAUAUUAUAUAUUAAAGGAUCCUGGGGGCAGGGGGUUGGAGAGACGCGUUAUCUUUCUUAGGGAGCUGGUAAUCUGUCAUCUGACAGGCAGUUCUGAUUAAGGAAAACUGAAGAGCUCUUCUGGUGACAGCCUUCAUCGCAGGAGUCUUUCUUGAGAGACUUUGAGACGGUUAUGAAAAACUGAUUCCCUGAUCUGUCAGAGGAGGCAGCUAUCUGAAGAAUGGUUUUUAUUACAGAACUAUGGUAUUUGUGCUUUCUGAAGCAAAAAUAGCCUCUUCAUUUGUACCUAAAGUUCUUUCACUCUGCUUAGAUUCAUUCCUAUUCAGGUUAAAUUAACUUAAUAGCCGCAAAGAAACCCUUGCUACAUAUGCUGAGGGGCUGUUUAAGCCUUGAAUCCUUUAGAAGACUUUUAUAUUUCUAACCCAUGGUUUGACCCUGGUCAUUCCCUUUUCCUUGUGUAUGUACAGAGGAUUUCCUGUGAUUGGUUCCUGGGGUCCUUCCUCAGUUUUUCAUCUGCCUUGUAUGGUAUAGUCCUGUUCUUCUGCAGCCAAAUGGCACGGAGUUCACAAGCAUCUCCCUAUUCCUGUCACCCAAUUUAAGCUCAUGCUAAAAGGAUGAAAGCAUUUUACUGUGUAAAAUGGCUUUACUAUUUAAAACAAAACAAAAACAAAAACAAAAAAAAAAAAACAAAAAACAAAAAAAAAAAAAAAAAACACAAACCCCAAGACAUAACAAAGCUGGGGUUGGUCAAUUACUGAAACUUUACUGCUGAGUACUCCAUGAUGUGUAAAGAAAAUCUAAGUCAACUUUGAAUAAUUGCACUGAAUGAAUUUAGCUUUGACUUUCUAAACAGUGCAUGUGGCUUCAAGUUACAUGACCUACUUUUGAAAGAAUAGCCAUUGGUGUGCUAUUUUAAGUACCAGACUAUUUAAGAAGUCAGGACUGUACUAGCAGUUUAAAUAAAUGAAGUGCUUUCCCUUAUUUUGCAGUUUGCUAUGUCCCUUGAAAUAGGUUUUCAUUUUAGCUUUUAGGCAUUUUAACAAUACCUGGAGUGUUUCAAUGGUUUCUGAUAUUUCUGUGUUAAUAUAUUUCAUUCCUCUGACCGGGAUUGACCUGUUAACUUCUCUGUACAAUGCUUUUUAAUAAAAUUCUGUUUCAUGUCA
Molecule: messenger RNA, 8496 nt
Organism: Tympanuchus pallidicinctus (lesser prairie-chicken)
Lineage: Eukaryota; Metazoa; Chordata; Aves; Galliformes; Phasianidae
Gene: ZC4H2
Product: zinc finger C4H2-type containing
Exons: 6
Coding region: 3984-4658 (224 amino acids)
Biological process (GO): positive regulation of neuron differentiation
Cellular component (GO): nucleus
Source: RefSeq, a predicted model, not a curated record